UCGAACUCUGCCUGUUCUCCUGGUCCGAGGUUCCAGCGUGUGUGGUGGGCACCGCAGAGGGACCGGGGAGUCGCCCCGCUGUGCAGAGGCGGGUCCGAGGCCUGUGCAGCCGCAGCUGCUGGGAUCCGGGCGUCGGCGCCUCACAGAGUCCUCUCCGCCCGCAGAGCCCGUUGCGGCGGCCGCGCUGAGGCGCCCGGCUGAGGAUAUGAACUUUGAGGACGUGGCCAUUGCCUUCUCCCAGGAGGAGUGGGCGCUCCUUGAUGAGGCUCAGAGACUUCUGUACUGUGAUGUGAUGCUGGAAAUCUUUGCACUUGUAGCGUCCGUGGGUUGUUGGCAUAAAAUGGAAGGUGAGAAGACCCCUUCUGAGCACUUUGUAUCUGUAGGAGGGUCACAGAUCAGUGCUUCCGAGGAAGCUUCAGCAACCCAGAAGGACCAUCCUUGUGAGCAGUGUGUCUCUGUCUUGAAAGAUAUUUUGCAACUGACUGAGUUCCAAGCAGCCAACCUUGAACAUAAAUCAUUCUUCAAUGACACCUGUGUAAAAGACUUCUGUUUUACUGCAAAUGUUCACCAGCUACAGAAGGAUGCCAGUGGAGAGAAGCCCUGGAAAGGAGAUGUGGACAGGGCCUCGUUUGUGACCAGAUGCAGCUUCUGUAUACCAGGGGCACUUUUCACCAGUAGGGAUGUUGAGGGGCACUUUCCAGUCAUCUCAGGUUAUCUCCAGCACAAGGCCAGUCCUAUCAAUAAGGAGCCACACAGUUGUACUGAGAGUGGGCAGGCCUUUCGUGGUGAAAAAAGUAGUCUCCAGUUAGCUGAAUAUGAAAAAGCUUCCAGCCACAAUCACAGCCGUGUUCAGCAUCAAAGUCUCUGUUCGGGAGAAGGGCUUUAUGAGUGCAGUAAAUGCGAAAAACCCUUUAGACAAAUCUGUAACCUUAUUCAACAUAGUAGAGUUCCCACUGAAGAAAUGUCUUACGAGUUUAGUGAUUAUGAUAAGUCCUUCAGUGAAAACUCUGGCCUCGUUGAACACCAGAGAGGUUACACUGGGAGAAAGCCCGAUGAGGGCAGCGUUUUUGGGAAAUGCUUUCAACAAUGCAAGAAUCUUAUUCAAUACCACCGAGCUCAUUCUGGAAAAAAACCUUUUGAGUGUGGUGAAUGUGGGAAAUCUUUUAGCUGCAAAUCUCAGUUCCUUAGACACCAGAGAGUUCACACUGGAGAAAAGCCUUAUGAGUGUAGUGAUUGUGGGAAGUCCUUCAAUAGAAGCUCUAUCCUCAUUCAACACCAGAAAAUUCACACUGGAGAAAAGCCAUAUGAGUGUAGUAAAUGUGGAAAGUCCUUCAGACAAAGCUCUGCCCUCAUUCAACACCAGAGAGUUCACACUGGAGAAAAGCCGUAUGAGUGUAGUGAUUGUGGGAAGUCCUUCAGCCUAAGCUCUACCCUCAUUAAACACCAGAAAAUUCACACUGGAGAAAAGCCUUAUGAGUGUUGUGAUUGUGGGAAGUCCUUCAACCGAAGCUCUAUCCUCAUUCAACACCAGAAAAUUCACACUGGAGAAAAGCCGUAUGAGUGUAGUGAAUGUGGAAAGUCCUUCAGACAAAGCUCUGCCCUCAUUCAACACCAGAGAGUUCACACUGGAGAAAAGCCAUAUGAGUGUAGUGAUUGUGGGAAGUCCUUCAGCCUAAGUUCUACCCUCAUUCAACACCAGAAAAUUCACACUGGAGAAAAGCCAUAUGGGUGUAGUAAUUGUGAGAAACGCUUUAACUACAAAUCUCACCUCAUUAAUCAUCAGAGAAUUCAUACUGGAGAAAAGCCAUAUGAGUGUAGUGAUUGUGGGAAAUGCUUUACCUACAAUGCUAACCUCAUUACUCACCAGAGAAUUCAUACUGCAGAAAAGCCAUAUGAGUGUAGAGAUUGUGGGAAGUCCUUCAGCCGAAGCUCUACCCUCAUUCAUCACCAGAAAGUUCACACUGGAGAACAGCCAUAUGUGUGUAGUUAUUGUGGGAAACUCUUUAGCUACAAAUGUCUACUCAUUCGACAUCAGAGAGCUCACACUGGAGAAAAGCCAUAUGUGUGUAUUGAGUGUGGAAAGUCCUUCAGCCAAAGCUCUGCCCUCUUUAAACAUCAGAGAGUUCACACUGGACAAAAGCUAUAUGAGUGUAGCAAUUGUGGAAAGUCCUUCAGCCAAAGCUCUGCUCUCUUUAACCACCAGAGAAUUCAUACUGGAAAAAAGCCAAAUGAGUGUAGUGAUUGUGGAAAAUGCUUUAGCUAUAAAUCUCACCUUAUUAAUCACCAGAGAAUUCAUACUGGAGAAAAACUGUAUGAGUGUGAUCAUUGUGGGAAAUACUUUACCUACAAAUCUAACCAUAUUAAUCACCAGAUAAUUCAUACUGGAAAAAAGCCAAAUGAGUGUAGCAAUUGUGGGAAAUGCUUUAGCUACAAAUCUCACCUCAUUAUUCACCAGAGAAUUCAUACUGCGAGAAAGCCAUAUGAGUGUAGAGAUUGUGAGAAACCCUUUACCCGAAGCUCCAGGCUCAUUGAACACCAGAGUACACAGUGGAUAAAAGUCAAAUGAGUGCAAUGUUUGUGGGAAUUUCUUUAGUUACAAAUCCAAUCUUGUUAUUUACCAGAGAAUUCAUCCUGCAGAAAAACCAUAGAAUAUAGUGAACGUGGGACUUUUUUUUUUUUUGUAUGUGCCCCUAGUGGGAACUGAACCCGGGACUCUCUGGUACACAGGCCAAUGCUCCAACCACUGAGCCCAACCCGCCAGGGCAACGUGGGACAUUCUUUAGAGACCAUUCCUAUUUUAUUCAACACCAUCAAGUUCCUUCUGGCAAAAACCUAUGUGUGGCAACUGUGGAAAAUGUUAUAACCAGAGGUUGGGCUUCUUUCAACACCAGAGAGUUCACAAUGGGGAAAAGCCUUAAAUGUGCUAAGGUUUUAUUUGU
This is a messenger RNA of Molossus molossus (Pallas's mastiff bat), 2939 nucleotides long. Its product is annotated as zinc finger protein 345-like. Bases 206 to 2566 code for a protein of 786 amino acids. The record is from RefSeq and is a predicted model, not a curated record. Gene Ontology annotation, cellular component: nucleus. Gene Ontology annotation, biological process: regulation of transcription by RNA polymerase II. Gene Ontology annotation, molecular function: RNA polymerase II cis-regulatory region sequence-specific DNA binding; DNA-binding transcription activator activity, RNA polymerase II-specific. The transcript is spliced from 3 exons. NCBI's taxonomy places the organism in Eukaryota, Metazoa, Chordata, Mammalia, Chiroptera, Molossidae.